CGCCGGAAGCUGAAGUCUCGCGAUACGUUAGAUUUUCGAACAUGGCGUCGGAAGCAGAGGCGGGCACUGCUGUAGUGACAGAACAGGAGCCAGGAGGAGGGGAAUCUUCCUUUGGGGAUCUACCUGCCAGCAUGGAUACAGAGUCAUCAAAUGGCAAGGAUGGAACGGAGGCUGCUGGUGAAGGCUCUGAAGUCGCCGAUGCUCUCACUGGAUCUGGAGAUGAGGAGAGCGGGAGGCAGCUCGGGGAGGUGGAGCUUCAGUGCGCCUUGUGCAUGAAGUGGUUCACCGCGGAUACGUUCGGCAUCGACACUGCAACCUGUCUCCCCUUCAUGACCAACUACGUGUUUCAUUGUAACGUCUGUCAUCACAGCGGGAAUACGUACUUCCUCAGAAAGCAAGCAAACCUGAAGGAAAUGUGCCUCACAGCCUUGGCAAACCUUACAUGGCGAUCUAGAACACAAGAUGAGCACCCAAAGACCAUGUUCUCCAAAGACAAGGAUAUCAUACCAUUUAUUGACAAGUACUGGGAGUGCCUGACAACUCGUCAGAGACCAGGAAAGCUCACCUGGCCCAACAACAUAGUGAAAACCAUGAGCAAAGAACGGGAUGUUUUCCUUAUGAAGGAACACCCUGACCCUGGCAGUAAAGAUCCUGAGGAGGAGUACCCAAAGUUUGGUCUUCUGGAUCAGGAUCUGGGAAAUAUUGGACCUUCGUAUGACACUCAGAAACAAACCACUGGAACUCCCACAACUGGAGGGCUUAAUGGUGCUCUGGCUCCUGGACCAGGAAAAGGAAGAGGAGCCAAACGUAAGCAGCAGCAACAACAGGAGGGUACAACUGCAGGAGCAACGAAGAGAACCAGGAGUGAUCCUUUGUUCUCGGCUCAGCGGUUGCCUCCACACGGUUACCCUCUGGAGCACCCGUUCAAUAAAGAUGGGUAUCGUUACAUCCUGGCAGAACCCGAUCCUCACGCUCCAGACCCAGAGAAACUGGAGCUGGAUUGUUGGGCCGGCAAACCCAUUCCUGGUGAUCUGUACCGGGCCUGUCUGUAUGAAAGGGUGCUGCUAGCCUUACACGACAGAGCACCUCAGUUGAAGAUCUCAGACGAUCGUCUGACAGUGACGGGAGAGAAGGGCUACUCCAUGGUCCGAGCCUCUCACGGUGUGCGGAAAGGCGCCUGGUACUUUGAGGUUUCAGUGGAUGACAUGCCUCCAGAGACUGCAGCCAGGCUCGGCUGGUCUCAGCCUCUGGGUAACCUACAGGCACCGCUGGGCUACGACAAGUUCAGUUACUCGUGGCGCAGCAAGAAGGGCACUCGCUUUCACCAAUCGAUGGGCAAACAUUACUCCUCAGGCUACGGCCAGGGGGACACGCUGGGUUUCUUCAUUGAGCUGCCUGACGGCACAGAGACAGCCAAGGCCCUGCCUGACACCUACAAAGACAAGGCACUGAUUAAGUUCAAGAGCUACCUGUAUUUUGAGGAGAAAGACUACGUGGACAAAGCAGAAAAAAGCCUGAAACCAAUAGGCCAUAGCAGGAUGGUGUUCUAUAAAAACGGAGUGAACCAAGGGGUUGCGUUUGAAAACCUGUUUGAAGGCAUCUACUUUCCUGCUAUCUCCCUGUACAAGAGCUGCACAGUUUCUGUCAACUUUGGGCCACAUUUCAAAUUCCCACCAAAGGACAUCAAGUACCAGCCGAUGAGCGACAUGGGGUGGGGAGCAGUGAUCGAACAUACGCUGGCUGACACGUUGUACCACGUGGAGACGGAGGUGGACGGACGGCGCAGCCCCCCGUGGGAAGGAUGAAGACCCUGCUCCACAUCCACGUUGUUCCACCUUCAAGCAAUAAGCUGUAAACAGUUCUGCUGUGAAGGGAAGGUGAAAGAAACAGCAUUUCAGCUUUUGUGAUAAUAAAUGUUGGACAAACUGGAAGUUUAGACCUCACUAAAACGAUUUUGUCAUGCUAAGAACAGUUGACUGUCCACAGAGAUAGUUUUAAGCCCCAAAAGUUCCAUUCCUCCAAGAAAAUGAACCCUAACUGAGCUGAUCUUUGAUGCUUAUUGAUGCUUGUUGCUGGUUUUAAAUGUGUCGACUACAGUUUAACACAUUUAAUGUGUUGCGUUCCACUCAUUUACACUCAGUCUCUCUGCAGGUCUUUAGUGUUGUCUGUUUUUUUAUUAUUAUUAUUUUAUUUGUUUAACAAAUUGUUAGUUACAGUUUUAUACUCUGGAUUAAAU
Messenger RNA from Austrofundulus limnaeus, 2236 nucleotides. RefSeq names its product ash2 like, histone lysine methyltransferase complex subunit (gene ash2l). Gene Ontology annotation, cellular component: Set1C/COMPASS complex. Gene Ontology annotation, molecular function: protein binding; transcription cis-regulatory region binding. The transcript has 16 exons. The record is from RefSeq and is a predicted model, not a curated record. Lineage: Eukaryota; Metazoa; Chordata; Actinopteri; Cyprinodontiformes; Rivulidae. The coding region runs from base 42 to 1805 and encodes 587 amino acids.